This is a messenger RNA of Pocillopora damicornis (cauliflower coral), 1009 nucleotides long. RefSeq lists its product as uncharacterized. Gene Ontology annotation, molecular function: calcium ion binding. Lineage: Eukaryota; Metazoa; Cnidaria; Anthozoa; Scleractinia; Pocilloporidae. The record is from RefSeq and is a predicted model, not a curated record. Gene Ontology annotation, cellular component: myosin II complex.
AUGGAUGUAGAGACAGUAUUUAAUCCAGAAGCCUGGCUACUAAGAUUGGAAAAUACAACAUGGUUUAAAGGCUCACUUGGCGACAAAGACGAGCUGGAAAAUGAAAAGACGAAUGAAACAGAAAAUGGCAAACGGCGAAAAAGGAAGAAGUCGAGGGAAGACGAGAAAAUGCAAGGAGAAAAAUGGACAAAGGACGACUUUCCGAUUUAUGAGGGCGCUAUAGAUUUUAAAAAAUUUGUCAACUUGAUGGAAAAACAGCGAAGUAUGAUGCAGGACGACGAGGCCGCCAUGUUGUUCACUGUAUUCGAUUCUGACCAUCGUGGCUUCAUUGAAGGAAAGACAAUCAAGAGAUCGCUGCAUUUUCUUGAAGAUGUCCCCACCGACGAGAUAAACGAAAUACUGGCGAUGACAAAACUUUCGGAUGACCGAAAGAUAACUAUGGAAGAGUUUGUGACCAACUUUCUUUCACCUCUGAUACUGAAGGAAGAGAACAGUGAGAUGCUCUGAUCUGGCAUGUGCAACUGAAAAGCAAAAGUCUCUAGUGUUUAGUUUUUCUUUUAUUUAACUUUAUAAUGCUAGAAAUACCCCCCAAAAAAUUGGAAUGUUUUAAGCUAUUUUGAAAAAGUAAAACGUUGAGUAAUCUACGAUGACGUGAGUAGCCCAUAGAGCGAAAAUUGUCUGGCAUUUUGGUUUAGUGAAUUAGCUUUCUUUCAAAACAUUUAUUUCAAUAAUAUUUCUUAAUGGAUAGAUUCAAGUGGGAGAGAGCUUUUGCUUUCAUUUUAUUUGUGUAAUAUAAACAACAUUUUUGGUAGAUGCAAACCCUGUUUCUUGUAGCAAAUUGAUUUUUAUUCCUAGCAAGAGAUGAAGACACUCUGUUGGACAUUAAAGAACUUGAUUCGCACAUUAGGUAUUGUGAGAACUCAAAUAAUGAAAAUUUUUUUUAAGUAAGAAGUUAAAUGCUAUAGCAAUGUUUCAUUAAUAAAAUUCAAUAAAAUAGAGGGUCGAAAUA